Molecule: messenger RNA, 1716 nt
Organism: Pararge aegeria (speckled wood butterfly)
Lineage: Eukaryota; Metazoa; Arthropoda; Insecta; Lepidoptera; Nymphalidae
Exons: 7
Coding region: 1-1125 (374 amino acids)
Source: RefSeq, a predicted model, not a curated record
AUGGAAGUGGUCGCGCUGGUGGUGUGCGCGCUGGUGGUGAGCGCGGCGCCCAACGCGACACACCGCCGCGACACGCGCGACCAGCCCGCGACUGUCGCGGCGAACAACGCGACGCACCGCCGCGACGUGCACGAGCCGCUCGCGCCCGACGAGGAGGACGACCACACCUUCGAUUACUAUGAUGACGCAAAAAUCAACAUAUCAGAGAAGGGCAUGUACCUGGGCUCCCCGUGCGAGUUCACGUGCAACCCCAGCCUGCUGCACGUGUACUGCGAACCGCGCACCGGCUCGUGCCAGUGCGACCCCAAGCACCCCGUAUCGCUCGGCGUCACCACGGGCUGCGCCAAACCAAAGAAACUGGGAGAGCAAUGUUUCUACGAGGAGACGUGCAACGCAUUCGACCCGCACGCGUCGUGCGUGCAGGUCAACCACAAUGCGUACUGCCAGUGCAACUCCGGCUAUCACACCACUAGCCACUCCAGGCCCACGCAGAGAAUAUUCUGCACUGAAGAUUUGGUGUUGCUGACAGCGGACAUGCCGACGCUGUUAGGAGUAGCGUCGGGUAUCUUCGUGCUGGCCGGGCUGCUGUGCAUGGUGCUACACCUGUACACGAAGGCACGCUACCACCCUGCCCACCUGGCUGACGCGAGGCUAACGCCGCCCUGCUUGUACUCGCUUAAUGACACGGGAGGGACGCUCAGCGGGACGCGCGCGUCGUCCCGCGCGUCGUCGCGCAGCGGCAUGACGAGCGGGACGCUGGAGCUGGACGGCGUGUCCCGGCGGGAGUCGCGGCGCGCGGCGUCCCGCGCAGGUUCGAGACGUCCAAGUCUAAGCUCGGUACAGAGCAGCUCAUCAUCUAUUAGGAGUUAUAGUGCGAAGAAGUGGGAGAGGGAAAGAGAGCAGAAAGAGAGACGGCAGAUGAGCAUGCGUCUCGCUCAGCUGCACGACAAAAUGGCGGCGGGAAGAGAAAUUCCGAAGCAUGCGCCAACGCCGUCUCCUCGGUCGCCUAACAACUCUACUGAUGGGCUGCUACCAUCUGUGUGUGAAAUUAGAGAACUGGUGACCAACUCAGAUCAACAGUUACAAGGCGUGGACGGGCCAUGUUCCAGCACGUCACUUUACUGACAGCAAAGAUCCACGACCAUUAGGUCGAUGGAUUCCCUAUCAUCGGACGGUACGCCGGCCGUCGCGUGGAUGUAGUUCCCAAAAUUUUCAUCAAAAUUCAUUCACUACAUAGGACUCGUGUUCUUACUUCUAAGUCUACAAAGACAAGAGUCUUCCAAGUUAAGGCCAUUUGAGAGUAACGUGGCAGGCCAAAAGAAUCGUGUAAGUGGACACUACAAGCGAAAAGAAAGAUAGUCGAUUUAUACUGGAUCACUCUUACGACAGACAGUGUUGUAUAACUUUUUUGCCAGUUGCUAGCUUUCAUACUCAUACAAGAUUUUUCGACCAGUUCACUAGGGUUGCAGCGAGUUGGCAAUCUAUCAGAAACGUUACACAUUAUGGCAGCUGGUUGUACAAAAGUAGUCUCGACUUUUUACACUGAAGGAAUUUAAAAGGCCUAGAAGAAAUAGAACUUCGUUUACACGGACGUGUUCAGAGCCUCUAGUAAUCUUUAAGGCUUGCGGCUAUUGUGUAAUUUAAAUAAAUUUAUUGAAGCGCUGAAAGUACCUGUCUUGAGUUAAGGCAUUACAAUUUUCAUAUAACUUUAGUACA